AUGACUCUCUCUCUCCCUCUCUGUUCAUUUCAUAGCGUGACUCACAUUCGCCCUCUCUGUUCCUUUCAUAGCAUUACUCUCUCUCUCUCUCUUUGUUCUUUUAUAGCCUUGACUCUCUCUCUCUGUUCCUUUCAUGACUUGACUCUCUCUCUCUCUCUCUGGUCUUUUCAUAACGUGACUCUCUCCCUCACUCUCUCUCUCUCUCUCUCUCUCUCCUUCCAUAGCGUGACUCUUUCUCUCUCUGUUCCUUCCAUAGCGUUCUCUUUCUCUCUCUGUUCCUUCAUACGUGACUCUCUCUCUCUCUGUUCCAUCCAUAGCGUGACUCUUUCUCUCUUUUCCUUCCAUAGCCUGACUCAGUGUCGUCUUCUCUCUUUUCCUUUCAUAGCGUGGCUCUCUCUCUUUUCCUUUCAUAGCGUGAUUCUCUCUUUUUUUUUUUUUCAUAGCGUGACUCUUUCUCUCUUUCAUAGCCGUUACUCUCUCUCUCUUUUUUCCUUUCAUAGCAAAUGGCUCUCUCUCUUUCCUUUCCUUUUUGCGUGGGACUCUCUCUUUCUAAUUUUUCCUUUCUGUUCUCUCUCUCUUCCUUCCAUGGGCAUCUCUCUCUCUUUCUUCCUUGGGGGUAUAAAUGAACUCUGUCGUGACUCUCUCUAUCUUCUCUCUUCUAUCUCUCUUUUUCUCUCUUCACUAUCUCUCUUUCUCUUUUCCUUCUACUCUCUCUCUUUGUUCUCUAACCGUCUGUCUCUCUUCUUCCUUCUCUGUCGUGACUCUCUCUCUUUUCCUUUCCCCCUCUCUCUCUCUCUUUUCCUUUCAAUCUUCCUCUUUUCCUUUCUCUGGCUCUCUCUUUCUCUUUCCUUACGUAUAUAUUUUCUCUCUCUCUAUAAUUUUUCCAUUCAUACAUACUCUCUCAUAUCUAUUUCCUUUCAUAUAUAUCCUAUCUCUCUCUGUUCCUUCAUAGCGUGUAAAGCCACUUUCAUCUCUCUCUGUGUUUUUCCUUCAGAAACAUGUCUCUCUCAUUUUCCUUUCAUAGCAUGGAUCUCUCUCUCUUUUCUGUUCAUAGUUAGCAUCUCUCUCUUUUCCUUCCAUAGCGUGACUCUCUCUCUAGUUUAG
Acanthosepion pharaonis is the source of this 1104-nucleotide messenger RNA. NCBI's taxonomy places the organism in Eukaryota, Metazoa, Mollusca, Cephalopoda, Sepiida, Sepiidae. The record is from the annotation of a GenBank genome assembly.